This is a messenger RNA of Colletotrichum aenigma, 882 nucleotides long. RefSeq names its product Cyclochlorotine biosynthesis protein O (gene cctO-3). The transcript is spliced from 4 exons. The coding region runs from base 1 to 882 and encodes 293 amino acids. Gene Ontology annotation, biological process: mycotoxin biosynthetic process. The record is from RefSeq and is a predicted model, not a curated record. Lineage: Eukaryota; Fungi; Ascomycota; Sordariomycetes; Glomerellales; Glomerellaceae.
AUGGGCGAAAUCAAUUGCUCUGCUUCUAAGGAGAGACUGCUUUCAUCUUCGUUGUCUGGGUAUGAGGAUGACAACGUGGAACAAGUCCAGAAGCCAUGUCGACACAAGUACUUCUGGGUUCUUCUGCUUGGGUUUGGCUUGUCGCUCGUGCUAAAUCUCGGACUACUCAGUCUUUUGUUCUACAGAGCUGAGCUACCGAAUUCGAAUCCAUCGAGCUCAGCCAAGACUGCCAUAGCUCUCUACUCGCCAGCCAAUGAUGCUGUCGAGUAUCAUUUGACCAAAUUUGCGAGCGCAGUCGAGGGAGGCGAGACAGACUUCCAGGGAAGGCCUUCCGUGAAAACUGAUCAAGCUUGGCAGGGUUUGUAUGAAAAUAUGUUCACGCACAUCACAGAAGGAGAGGCUCGAAUGCUACCGAACAAGACCGCACCCGAGCUCGAGUCUGAAGGAAGCGGAUACCUAGUCGUCCUGAAUGUCUUCCACGAUCUACAUUGCAUGGAUAACAUUCGAAAGGGGCUCUACUACUUCCUCGAACCGCAAUGGAACAACACAUAUAACCCUUACCUCCUAUACGAAUCGCCUGAAGCCGCGCUUGAAGCUCGUGGGGGCGAUCACUUGGGGAUUAUGCAUCUAGACCAUUGCAUUGACUCACUCAGGCAGUCAAUCCAGUGCACCGGAGAUGUUAUCCCGAACGUUUUCCAGUACAGCCCAAAAUAUGGCGAUGUUCGGGCUCGCUCUACUGUUGUGCACGAGUGUCGGAAUUUCGACAAGAUUCAGGAGUGGGCUGCUCAGCACCACGUCCCAGGCCCUUUCAAAGACUUUGGUAAUCGCCCCGAGCUCGGAAAGUGUGGUAUUGACGACCCGUGGACUUGUUUGUAUGAAUAG